AUGGCACAAGCUGCUGCCCUCCCACCACCAAUUCACAAUAUAAGCAGACCCCAUUCACCACGGAAUUUUGUAAAAGAAAACAUAGAAGAAGUCAGAGAACUGAGCGAGCUAAAUAGGGAAAAACAUGAGGCAGAAGCAGAAAAAAAAAGGGUAGAGGAAGAAGUAGCUCUCUUGAAAGAAAUGGGUUUGUUGGAUAAGAAUGCAAAAAGUGAUGUAAUCAAAAGUGUGGUUGGUUCGAGAACAACAUCCAGGAGUAACUCACCAACCAAAACCAAAUUUAGAUCUAGAUCGAAUUCGCCUGCCGCAAUAUUACAUUACGAAAACAUACCAGCUGGCAGUAAAGAGUUCAUAAAUGUUAACGAUGAAGUUUCCAAACCAGUCACACAUAGAUCUCGAUUAAGGUCUGUAUCAAGAUCGCAACCCCAGUCAAAUGAAGGGUCUCCAAAACAUUCUAAAAUACCUAAACGCCAAAGUUCAGUCUCACCAGCUAGAAUAGGUAAUAGAAGGGAGAAUUCAAUCUCUAGAAGGCCGGUCGAAAACGGUUUGAAGAAUCAAAGAUUUAUUUCAAAUAGUACAAGUAGUAUACAUGAAACUAUCAAAGUUGGCAGUCAAGUACACGAUAAAAGAAACAUGAGUAAGAGUGCACAAUUUUUAAAUAUUUCUCCAGCUCAUAUUAAAGGAAAACCUCCAAUCUCCCCAGGAAAAGGUGGUCCACCUCCAACAAAUAAGACCAUAAAUUCCAAAAGACUAUCGCCUAUUGUGGGUACUCCAAAUAAAAGUCCAAUCGAAGAUUUGAAACCCAGCUCGGCCAAAAGACCAACAACAAAUCCAUCACCUGCUGCUAGAAAGCCCGUUAAAACUGCUGGUAAUACGCCUGCUACUUCUAGAUUGAAUUCUAGACAGCCUAGCAGAACUGUUAGUAGAGAUACUAGCCCUGAGAAACGUAAAUCUACUGCCAAGCCCUCUGUUUCUUCUAAAACUACAAAACCUACAUCGAGUAAACCUGUUACUAGAACUCCUAGCACAAAAGUUAUGCAAAAACCGCCUACACCUAAUAAUAAAAUUGAGCCAAAACCACCGAUUAAUCGCACAAACAGUAUGAAAAGUUUAGUAAGAACACCAAGUACCAAAAAUUUGUACAACAAGCCCCCGCUAGUGAAGAAAAGCAGUAAAAAAGAUUUAACUGAAAAAGCGAAAUCUACUAGCAAAAUAGAUGAAAUAGGAACGAAAAAAGAUAUCUCAAAAGAAGAAAGAAAAUCUCAAAAAUCAGCAAAAGAUAAAACUAAAGAUCAAAAAGAAGAAAUUAAGAAAACUGAUUCAAAAACAAGUGUAGACUCGGGAACGGAUACAGAAGAAGUAAUUAAACAGGAUAAUGAAACUCAAUACGAUAAAGUCACUAAUGAAAAAGGUGAAUUAGUAAUACUUACAAAAAAGAAUAUUGUUUCGAUGACAACAGCUGCUAUAACCUCUCAGCCUCUGGAAGUAGUAACAAAAGUUACGAAUCAACUACCAGCUGCCUUAGAAAAAGCUAGAGAAAAGGGUAUAUUUGAAAGACUGAGUUCUAAAGAGUCUUUGAUGCCUAAGGAUGAUGAGAAGGAUAAUGUAUCUACAACAGAAUCUGAAAUGACUGAAGCUAUAAAAAAUAUAGAAGUAAAAGUUGACAUAGAAGAAACAAAAAAACUAGAAGAGGAAGAGAAAAAACCAACAAAAGUAGAAGAGAAGAAACCAGUUUCCAAGCCAAAAGAAAAUAGUUCAAUUAUUAUGGAAGAAAAUAUAAAGCUCAAACCUCUACAACCACCAUACAAUAAUCCCCAAGUUGAAAGAGUAAAACAGAAAAUAGAUGAGGUAUUAAAAUCACCAGAAGUGUCUACCGAAAACAUAUUAGCCCCUCCAAUUAAACUAACAAAGGAAACAAAAAACACAUUCAAAAGUAUAGCCCAUAAAACGAAAACUGAUGUAAAAGAAUCCAAAGACCAAGUGGCUAAGAAGUUAACUGAUAUAAAAGAUCAGGUUGUCAAGCAGAAUGAUAAAUUAACAGCAGAAAUGCGUUCGGAAGCAACUAAGAUCAUCGAUAGUAUUUUAACACCAGUUGAAGAGCCAAAGAAAAUUGAAGAAAAGAUAAAAGAAGAAGGGAAGAAAGAGGUAGAACCAAUUCUCAUGGUAGUGAAAGAAAAGAACAAUGGGCCUGCUGUGAUCACGGAAAAGAUGACAGAGACUUUAGUGAAAGGUGAGCCAGAUGUGGAAGUACAAAGCUCCAACGUGUCAACGCCGGGAAAUACUGUAAUAUCUCCACCAAAAAAAAUGACCGAAGGAAAUGAUUCGGACAAAUCUACGCACAGCAACGGCGGGUAA
Diatraea saccharalis (sugarcane borer) is the source of this 2352-nucleotide messenger RNA. Lineage: Eukaryota; Metazoa; Arthropoda; Insecta; Lepidoptera; Crambidae. The record is from the annotation of a GenBank genome assembly.